Pogoniulus pusillus (Red-fronted tinkerbird) is the source of this 1225-nucleotide messenger RNA. RefSeq names its product YEATS domain containing 4 (gene YEATS4). The coding region runs from base 114 to 797 and encodes 227 amino acids. The record is from RefSeq and is a predicted model, not a curated record. The transcript has 7 exons. Gene Ontology annotation, biological process: regulation of DNA-templated transcription. Lineage: Eukaryota; Metazoa; Chordata; Aves; Piciformes; Lybiidae.
UCGCGGAGCGGCCGAGGCCACGCUGUGGGCUGCGCCGGGACCCGUCCUGGCGGCCGCGGCGCCGAAGCUGAGGCCGGGCGGCGCGGCUGCGGGCGGCGCCCCCCCGGGGCAAUAUGUUCAAGAGAAUGGCUGAGUUCGGGCCUGACUCCGGGGGCAGGGUGAAGGGCGUUACCAUCGUGAAGCCGAUCGUGUAUGGGAACGUGGCGCGGUACUUCGGGAAGAAGCGGGAAGAGGAUGGCCACACGCACCAGUGGACGGUGUAUGUCAAGCCCUACCGAAACGAGGAUAUGUCUGCCUACGUGAAAAAAAUCCAGUUCAAGCUGCACGAAAGCUAUGGUAAUCCUCUAAGAGUUGUUACCAAGCCACCCUAUGAAAUCACCGAGACAGGCUGGGGGGAGUUUGAAAUAAUCAUUAAGAUAUUCUUCAUCGAUCCAAACGAAAGACCUGUAACCUUGUAUCACUUGUUGAAGCUUUUCCAGUCUGAUACCAAUGCCAUUCUGGGAAAGAAAACUGUAGUUUCUGAAUUCUAUGAUGAAAUGAUAUUUCAAGAUCCCACUGCAAUGAUGCAGCAGCUCUUAACAACGUCUCGUCAGCUAACGCUAGGUGCUUAUAAGCAUGAAACAGAGUUUGCAGAUCUGGAAGUGAAAACCAGAGAGAAGCUGGAAGCUGCCAAAAAGAAAACAAGCUUUGAAAUUGCUGAGCUUAAAGAAAGGCUCAAAGCAAGUCGGGAAACCAUCAACUGCUUAAAGAGCGAAAUCAGAAAGCUUGAAGAAGAUGAUCAGUCUAAAGAUAUGUGACAAGUGUGGGCCUUGAGAAAGGGUGGAAGGGCUUCAGUCAUGGCAUUGCAUCUGUUCAAUUCCCUGGCUUGAGACUGUGGGAGAUUUCACUUGGAGAUGGUUGAAGUACCUGGCAGUAGACUUCCUGCAUGGGAAAAAACCAAACAAAGAAUGUAUCCUUGGUUUAUAGUUUAAGUUAUAGGUAAGUCAUCUGUGAGUACUUAAUGAUUUAGUUCAAGGAGAAGAGGACUUGGAGAGCAGACUACUUUUUUUGGUGUAGAGCUGUGUAGGAAGCUUAGCAAUAAGCAUAGUUGAGUGUGAUUUUACAAAGCCCUGGUGUUUACUUCUUUUUUACUUGUUUGGUUUGGGUUUUUGUUUUUCUACUUGAUUGUUCAGAGGUGCAUCUUUAAAGCUGAAAAUAAAAUAUCUGAGGGGUUUUAUUGUAAUAA